Lactuca saligna is the source of this 3928-nucleotide messenger RNA. Lineage: Eukaryota; Viridiplantae; Streptophyta; Magnoliopsida; Asterales; Asteraceae. The record is from the annotation of a GenBank genome assembly.
GCUUAAUUCAACUGCCGAACUGGUCACACUUGAAGAACAAUGCGACAACGACCGAGAUGAGGUCGGCUUUCUCGAAACUUAGGAAAACUUCAAACAUGCCAUUGAUUCGGCCGGCAACAUAACCUCAUUCUUAAUACUUUCACCACACUUGCUCUGUCGUCUUCCAUUUGUCUCACUCUCUAUUGCCUCCCUGUCUGCAUCUCCAUUUGUCUUAAUCAUGCCACCGUUUCUUAUAUCUGAUAGCCAAUCGCCUUUACUCACUCGUUUCUUCAAAAUUUUCGCCAAUAUUACAUUUUUCUUGUUACCCUUUUCUCAAUUUUGCAGUUUCCUCUCCGAUCAUCGGAAGUGCUUUGCUGGAAACCGUUUUAUGUUCCUGUGGAUUUCAUACCAAAAAGCUUCAACCUUUCUAAAUGGCAAUGUCACUGGAGGAUCUUCUUACAGAGGAGGGUUUCAAAAGCAGUAGCUCAAAGAGAAUGACUAGAGCUUCCUCCGGACCCGUAACAUCAAUUCCAACCCACCCGCUUCGUGGUCCUUCAACCCGUUUGAGAAAGACAGAGAGGGCAUAUUCAGAUACCCGUAGAUAUGAUAUGCGUGUUGAAUCUCCCUUAACUGAUAAACUCAAGAGCAGGAGAUCAGUAGAUGUUCUGAAAAGGGAAAAACUAGAUAGAGGUUCAAGGAAUGAAACUAGGGAAAGACAUAUUAGAAGAGGUUCUCAAGACACACGUGAUGUUCCUCGAUACAGUAUCGAUUCAUCACAACCAUUUUCUCUCGAUGAGAUAGUUGAGGUCAAAGAAGGCAAGCAGAAAGUCAAUGACAGAAGACCAGAUAAAGGAAAGUACAAAGAUAUUUAUCUAAAUGGAGUGUUUAGCCCUCCAAUGAGCAAGAAAGAAGAGAAGUAUGAUAACAUGGACAUCUCAGGGAAAGAUGUUCAGAUUGAUAAUGGCUAUGUUAAUCAUCAGAAAGAUGUGAAUCAACCUGGUUCAUCAUCUACCAGAUCAAACAGAAGCACACAAAACAAGGACACUAAGGUUCGAAGACCAGUUGAUAUUGAAUCUGUACACGAAGUAGCUCUUGAUGACAUUGCAAUCAAAGCAAUGACAUCUAUUUUGAGUGGUUACAUUAAAAGUUUUCUCAAAGAUCAAGAUUUCAGGACAUCAAUGUACCACAACUGCUUUGCUGCUAUUAAUUUUUCUAAGCUAGAAGAAGAAAUAGUUGCUGAAAGCAAAGUUAUAUCGAAUCUUGAUCAAGCCAUAGAAACAGUUGAAAAAGCUGCAGAUAAUCGCGCCACUACAAAAGAGCUCAAAAAAGCUUCUUUACAGCUUAGUGUGAUCACAGGUCUAAAUGCAAAUGAUCUAAAGGAUGGAAUUACCUCCGGAAUUCCUAAUUCCAUUCUUUCAGCUUGUGGCCACUUGUACUUAAGUGUGGUAUAUCAGUUACAAAAGAAAGAACGGAUAGCAGCUAAGCAUCUUUUGCAGAUUUUCUGUGAUUCACCAUCUGCAGCUCGAUCCAUAUUGGUACCUGAGUUAUGGGAAACUGUAUUUCACCCUCAUUUAUCACAUCUAGAAGAGUGGUAUAACCAAGAAGUUGAAUCUUUAUCUGAUGACCCACAGAAUACAAGGAAGCUAAAGCAACUUAAGAAAGUGUAUAAUGAGAUUUUGGAUACGGGUACUUACCAAUUUGCAUUGUACUAUAAAGAUUGGCUCACAGAUGGUGUUGAUGCUCCCUCAAUUCCUUCCAUCCAUGCUCCAUCUGUUUCUGUUCAGGGGAUUCAGCAUGAGGAUAGCCCACCAUUUUCAUCACAGUCUAUGGUCAGCAAGAAGUUAUAUGAUUCUGUAUUUGGGCAGAUGAAUAAGCCAGUAACUGCUGAAGUGGAAGACUAUCAAUAUUCACAAAGAUCAGAUGAUGAUAUAUGUAGCUUUGAUGAGUCUGUAGUGGAAGAUAAAAGGACAUUGGCAUACCCUCUGGAAGAAGAUAUAUACAAAGAUUUAGAUGUUAAAGGGGAUGUGGUACCUUAUCAGGAUGUAAUAAUAGCAAAAGAAGAAGCUUUGGAGAGUACUAAAAUGUUGGAAUCACUUCCAGUUGCAAAAGUCAAUGAACUUACUCUCAAGAGGCUAGCAACAUAUGUUUUCGCACUGCAACAAUCCGAGAAAUCUGUUGAUUUAGAUGAUGCAAAAUAUCCUGAUUUUUCGCCAAUGAAAACAAGGCCAUAUGGUGAUGGAGGAGGGUGCUUUUACUUGAAUACCCCUGAGGAUUAUGUAUGCCCUUUAACUGGACUUCUUUUUGAAGAUCCUGUGACUAUAGAGACUGGUCAAACCUAUGAGCGUGAAGCUAUUGUACAAUGGUUUAAUAAAGGCAACACAACAUGUCCUGUAACUGGGAAAACUCUUGAAUCCCAUUUUGUUCCAUUCACAAACUUUAUCUUGAAGCGAGUGAUCGAUGGCUGGAAAUCAAAGCACUGUAGGGAGAUAUUAGAAUCUGCUUCUCAGCCCACAGGAAGCCAUGGGGAACAGAAGUAUAAAGCUGAAGCAACUGUUUUCAUAUUAGAGCAGCUUCUUACUGAUUUUGGCACAGAGGAAAAUACAGCAAAUGCCAAACAGUUACUUGCUCUCGGGGGUUUACAGUUUCUCAUUCAAAGAUUUGAGUAUGGAAAUUUGGAUGAGAAGACACGUGUAGCUGCAUUGCUGUCCCACUGUAUUAAAGUAGACCCUAGUUGCAGGAAUCAUGUGGCUAGACACAUUGAGAAGCAGUGUCUGCUUGAGUUGCUUCACUGUAAGGUAGUAAAAGCAAGAGCAAAUGCUGUGUUUCUGCUGUUUGAUCUCAUUUGUCUGAACAGGAGAAAAGAUGUCCAGUUUUUCUUAAAUGGCUUGCACAAGGAAGGUAUAGUGAGCUCGAUGCACAUUUUGCUACUCUUUCUUCAGAGCUGUUCACCAGAGCAAAAACCCGUGGUUGCUGUGCUCCUUUUACACCUGGACCUAAUGGUGGAUCAACAAGAGAAGUACAGUAUAUACAGAGAGGAAGCUGUUGAUACCAUUUCAUCUGCUAUGGAUGCCAGCCUUUGUAAUGAAAAGGUGCGAGAAGCUUGUUGCAAGGCACUCCUUAUCUUGGGAGGGCGAAUCUCUUUCUCUGGGAAGGUCAUGACAGAGGAUUGGAUCUUAAAGAAAGCUGGUUUCUUUGAUAGACCUGAUUCAGACGAUAAAAUCACAAUCAAAGACAAUGUAUUGAUGGAUACUGAGGAGGAAGAGGCUGUUGAAGACUGGUUAAUGAAAUUGUCGGAAUCUCUAAUUGGUGAUGGAAAGAAGUUGUUUUUGGAAUCGCUUUCUCAGGGUUUGAGUUGUGGACAUAGGGAGAUGAUGAAGGUGGGGUUGACAACGGUGGUGUGGUUAAGUUCUUCACUUGCUUCAUUUUUACUUGAUUCUGAAGCAAAAUCGUCUACCUUUUCGGUUCUUAUCACAAAACUGAAAGAAACCAUUGAAAAUAGUGAAUGGGUAGAGCACAAGGUUCUUGCUGCAGCGUCUCUGCUAAAUUUUAGCAAAAUCCCAGAUUGCAUGGAGGUAUUGAUGACAAUUGGCGAUGAGAUUGCAGCUCCUCUCAGAAACCUUUCAGAAGCAAGCUUUACUGCAAAACAAUUGUAUGCCUUGAUCUCUCACUCUCAGUCAGGAAGAUAGAUCUGGUUUAUGCACUUGACCUUUCUAAUUUUCUGCUUGAGAUCAUACCUCUAUCUACAGGCUACAGCCAUCCAUAUUUUUUUUUGCUGAUUUUAAUCUGUAAAUGUGUAUAUAGCUAAGCUGCUACGCUCUCUCCCUUUCUUUUUUUUUUUUGACUGGAUUCAUCUUGUUUCUACUCUACCAUUACUCUUUUAUGUGUACAUUUUUUAAGUUGCGUGCGACCUUUGUUUUCUUCCUAGUAAAAUAAUAAAUUAAGUAGCCAC